GCAGACCUCACCACCGCCCUCCUUACCUACCUAACCUCCAAACACCUCCCCCCGCGCCCCCAAUUCCUCACCUCCCUCCUCCCCUCCCUCAACCCCUCCAUCCCCCUCGCCGCAACCCAAAAAACCGCCCUCUUCCGCCUCCUCGCAACAGACAUCACCUCCACCCUCCAGUCCACCCCGACAUCAACUUUCCCACCCAACAUCUCCAACCCAGCCGUCAAGGAAGUCACCCUCCCGGGACCCAUUACAGUGCAAGUCCUCGACAUCGAAGACGUGGGACGCAGCGCGUGGAGUCAGGUUGAGAUGAUGGAGAUGGAAGAACGGGGGGAAUUUCGAAAGGGGUCGGAGAUUAUUCGUGUCACGGAGGAGGAGGAGGAGGAGACGUCUGAUCCGGCGGGGAGGCCAGCGGCGUCAGGGCCGCAUAAGUUGUUGGUGCAGGAUGCGAGGGGAGUGAAGGUUUUUGCGUUUGAGAUGGAGAGUGUGGCGGGUGUGGGAAUGGGGAUGGCGAUUGGGAGUAAGAUUGUGUUGAAGGGGUGUGUGGUGGCGAGAGGGGUUGUGUUGUUGACGCCGGGGAGUGUGGAGGUGUUGGGUGGGAAGGUGGAGAUGUGGGAGAGGAAGUGGAGGGAGGAGAGGAAGGCGAGGUUG
Molecule: messenger RNA, 645 nt
Organism: Zymoseptoria tritici IPO323
Lineage: Eukaryota; Fungi; Ascomycota; Dothideomycetes; Mycosphaerellales; Mycosphaerellaceae
Exons: 1
Biological process (GO): resolution of meiotic recombination intermediates; double-strand break repair via homologous recombination
Cellular component (GO): nuclear body; RecQ family helicase-topoisomerase III complex
Source: RefSeq, a predicted model, not a curated record